GCGGCGGGUGGGCGGGGGAACGAGCGCGUCUGGGCUGCUGCCGUGCCGCCAUGGACUCGCGUAAGCUGAGUGAGCUGCGGGCCUUCGUCCGGCUGUGCAAGCAGAACCCCGGCGUGCUGCACACCCCGGAGCUCGCUUUCCUCCGCGAAUGGGUGGAGAGUAUGGGAGGCACAAUUCCACCUGCUCCAGCCAAUGCCUCCACGGAGGAGGCAAGUAAGGGUAAAGCAGGGGAAUACCCAGAGGAGCCUGUUGAACCACCUGAACCAGAAAGUGAAGAGAGUGACUUAGAAAUUGAUAAUGAGGGAGUGAUUGAACCGGACAACGAUGACCCUCAAGAAAUGGGAGAUGAAAAUGUGGAGGUAACUGAAGAGAUGGCGGAUCAAGCUAAUGAAAAGAAGAUGGAAGCAAUAAAUGCUCUCGGUGAAGGGGACCUUCAGAAGGCUGUUGACUUAUUCACAGAGGCUAUCAAGCUGAAUCCUUGUUUGGCCAUCUUGUAUGCCAAGAGGGCAAGUGUUUUUGUGAAACUACAGAAGCCAAAUGCUGCCAUUAGAGAUUGUGACAGAGCCAUCAAGAUUAAUCCUGACUCGGCACAGACCUAUAAAUGGAGGGGGAAAGCGCAUAGACUUCUUGGUCACUGGGAGGAGGCUGCUCAUGAUCUUGCAUUGGCAUGUAAACUGGAUUAUGAUGAGGAUGCAAGUGCCAUGCUGAAGGAGGUGCAGCCAAGGGCUCAGAAAAUUGCAGAGCAUCGACGGAAGUAUGAGCGGAAGCGUGAAGAAAAGGAAAUCAAAGAAAGAUUGGAAAGAGUGAAGAAGGCACGGGAGGAGCAUGAGAAAGCACAAAGGGAGGAAGAAGCAAGACGACAGGCAGGAGGAGCUCAGUUUGGUGGCUUCCCAGGUGGCUUCCCAGGUGGCUUUCCUGGGGCUGCAGGCAUGCCAGGAAUGGCAGGUGUGCCAGGUCUCAAUGAGAUCCUCAGUGAUCCAGAGGUUCUUGCAGCCAUGCAGGAUCCAGAAGUUAUGGUUGCAUUCCAAGAUGUUGCCCAGAAUCCAGCAAAUAUGUCCAAGUACCAGAGCAAUCCCAAGGUCAUGAAUCUCAUCAGUAAAUUGUCUGCCAAAUUUGGCAGUAAACCAUAAAAUCCCUGGUUCUUAAAAAUCAUACCUGAAUGGCGAGGAUUGGAUUUGGCUAACCAGUGUUGCAAUAAAAUAAACCAUUUUACCUCUGAUCUUCUUAAGAAGAGAAAUGGGGUGUUCUAAGGAGAA
Messenger RNA from Melospiza georgiana, 1256 nucleotides. RefSeq names its product ST13 Hsp70 interacting protein (gene ST13). Bases 51 to 1130 code for a protein of 359 amino acids. Gene Ontology annotation, molecular function: Hsp70 protein binding; protein dimerization activity. Lineage: Eukaryota; Metazoa; Chordata; Aves; Passeriformes; Passerellidae. The transcript is spliced from 12 exons. The record is from RefSeq and is a predicted model, not a curated record.